AUGAUCAGUCUUGGUAUGGGAUUACUUGUUGGCUUUCUCAGUUUGUGUACCGCUAAAUUGAUUAGAACAAAGAUAGCCAUUCUUGGUGGUGGAAUGUCCGGUGUGAUGGCUGCUAAUACUUUAUCACAAAAUGGAAUAUCAGAUUUUUUAAUUAUUGAAGCAGAAUCAGUUCUUGGAGGUCGAAUAAAAGAAACAACAUUCGACAAAUAUAUUAUUGAAUUAGGUGCUAAUUGGAUUGCAGGUAUUCAAAAUCAUAAAACUCGAAAAGAAAAUCCGAUAUGGACGAUGGCGAAAAAAUACAAUCUUUCAAGUACUUCCAGUGAUACUAAUAAUUUAUUGACCUAUGAUCAAAAUGGUUUUCGAAAUUAUUUAGACGUCGUAGAUCGAGCAUUCGUUCAUUUCGACCAAGUGUUGUACGACGCUGAAAAACGAGAAGAAUCAAACCUUGAAGAUCUAUCAUUUGCCGAUGGUCAAAGACUUCGAGGAUGGAUGCCUGAGACAUCAUACGAAAAAGUAGCCGAUUGGUGGGCAUUUGACUUCGAAUUUGCUGAUACUCCUAGUGCAUCGAGUAUGAUUCGAACAGCAGCUAAUGAAAAAGCAACUCACGGUCAGUGGUCAGUUCAUGAUCAAUUUGUUACGGAUCAACGAGGAUACGCAUUUUUGGUGCGUCAAAAAGCUAAAACAAUUGCCACUAAUAAAAACAUUUUAUACAACAGCAUCGUAACAAAAGUAACAUAUUCAAACGAUUCAGUAAACAUUACAUUGAAAGAUGGUCUCAUUAUCUGGGCUGAUUAUGCUAUCUGUACAUUUUCAAUUGGUGUUCUUCAACAUAAAGAUGUGCAGUUUAUGCCACAAUUUCCAGUCUGGAAACAGGAAUCGAUUUUUUCAUUCAAAAUGGUAACUUAUACAAAAAUCUUUCUUCAAUUUUCUCAUAAAUUUUGGGAUAAUGUACAAUUUUGUUUAUAUGCUGAUCCUUACAGACGAGGUUAUUAUCCUUUAUGGCAGUCAUUGAGUGAGAUCGGGUUUUUGCCUGAUAGUAAUAUUUUAGUCGUCACCGUUGUUGGUGAUCAAGCAUUGAUUGUUGAGGCGCAAAUUAAAAAUCGAACAUUGACAGAGAUCAUGGAAGUAUUGAGAUCGAUGUAUGGGAACAAUAUUCCAGAGCCAAAUAACUUUUAUUAUUAUCGAUGGACACUAGAUCCGUUGUAUCGUGGUUCUUAUAGUAACUGGCCGACGGGUACUUCACAAUGUCAACAUCAGAAUUUGGGACGACCAGUUGGGCGACUUCAUUUCGCUGGUGAAGCAUAUUCACGAGAAUACUACGGAUUUGUACAUGGAGCAUACAUAGAAGGGCUGAAAACAGGCCAAAAACUAGCAGAUUACGUGCUAGGAAAAACAUUUACAGCAGACAAUCGAGAUUAUUCAUGUAAACAAUAUUCAUCGCGAGAGCAAAAACAGAUAAUACUUUCCUUAUUGUCAAGGCUCCAAAGUCACAAGAAUUCUAAAAAUGCAAAAGUUUCGAUUUACGCACCGAGUCAAAAUUCUUUCGACGUCGAACAUUGA
Molecule: messenger RNA, 1560 nt
Organism: Rotaria sp. Silwood2
Lineage: Eukaryota; Metazoa; Rotifera; Eurotatoria; Philodinida; Philodinidae
Source: the annotation of a GenBank genome assembly